This is a messenger RNA of Propithecus coquereli (Coquerel's sifaka), 3589 nucleotides long. RefSeq names its product TELO2 interacting protein 1 (gene TTI1). Lineage: Eukaryota; Metazoa; Chordata; Mammalia; Primates; Indriidae. Gene Ontology annotation, biological process: chromatin remodeling. The record is from RefSeq and is a predicted model, not a curated record. The transcript has 7 exons. Bases 38 to 3304 code for a protein of 1088 amino acids. Gene Ontology annotation, cellular component: cytoplasm.
CAGGAUGUUUCCUCAAUGAGAAGAACACUAUUGCACAAUGGCAGUUUUUGAUACUCCUGAGGAGGCCUUUGGUGUCUUACGUCCAGUCUGUGUUCAGCUCACAAAGACCCAGACAGUGGAGAACGUGGAACAUCUGCAGACACAGUUACAAGCUGUGAGUGACACUGCCCUUCAGGAACUUCAGCAGUACAUCCUCUUCCCUUUGCGGUUUACCCUGAAGACCCCAGGUCCCAAAAGAGAGCGCUUGAUCCAGAGUGUGGUCGAAUGCCUCACAUUUGUCCUGUCUUCAACAUGUGUGAAAGAACAAGAGCUUCUCCAGGAACUCUUUUCGGAGCUCUCUGCUUGUCUGUAUUCACCCAACUCCCAAAAACCCGCAGCCGUGUCAGAGGAGUUGAAAUUGGCUGUGAUCCGAGGACUCAGCACAUUAAUGCACUCGGCUUACGGGGACAUCAUUCUGACUUUUUAUGAGCCCUCCAUCCUGCCGCGUUUAGGAUUUGCUGUAUCUUUACUGUUAGCCCUAGCAGAACAGGAGAAAUCAAAGCAAAUUAAAAUUGCUGCCUUAAAAUGUUUACAGGUUCUACUCUUUCAAUGUGAUUGUCAAGACCAUCCAAGGUCCUUGGAUGAGCUUGAACAACAGCAGCUGGGGGAUUUGUUUGCCUCUUUUUUGCCUGGAGUCUCAACUGCCCUGACCAGGGUUAUCACAGGAGACUUUAAACAAGGUCAUAGCAUUGUUGUGUCUUCCCUAAAGAUCUUUUACAAGACUGUGAGCUUCAUUAUGGCUGAUGAACAGCUCAAAAGAAUCUCAAAGGUCCAAGCAAAACCUGCAGUUGAGCACAGAGUAGCAGAGCUGAUGGUUCACAGAGAAGCAGAUUGGGUAAAAAAUACUGGCGACAAGUUGGCUAUCCUUAUUAAAAAGAUAAUUGAGUGUGUUUCAGUUCACCCACACUGGAAGGUGAGGCUGGAAUUGGUAGGACUUGUGGAGGACCUUCUUUUGAGGUGCAGUCGGUCACUGGUUGAAUCUGCAGGUCCCCUUCUGAAGGCUUUGGUGGGGCUAGUAAAUGAUGAGAGUCCUGAGGUCCAAGCCCAGUGCAAUAAAGUCCUGAGACAUUUUGCAGAUCAGCAAGUAGUAGUGGGCAACAAAGCCUUCGCUGACAUCUUGUCAGAAAGCCUGCAUUCCCUCGCCACUUCUCUUCCCCGCCUAAUGCACUCUGAAGAUGAUCAGGGCAAGUUCUCUACUCUUUCCUUGUUACUUGGUUAUCUGAAACUCUUGGGCCCAAAAGUAAACUUUGUCCUCAAUUCUGUGGCCCAUCUCCAACGCCUUUCCAAAGCACUCAUCCAAGUUCUAGAGCUAGAUGUGGCUGACAUCAAGAUUGUGGAAGAGCGGCGUUGGAACUCUGAUGGUCUGAAUGCUUCUCCAAAGACCUCAGAUGCACAACCAUGGAACCAAAUGCAGAGGAGAUAUUUCCGCUUCUUCACUGAUGAAAGGAUUUUCUUGCUCCUGAGGCAAGUUUGUCAGCUUCUUGGUUAUUAUGGGAACCUUUAUUUGCUUGUGGAUCACUUUAUGGAACUGUACCACGAAUCUGUGGUUUAUCGGAAACAAGCCGCCAUGAUCCUUAAUGAACUGGUUGCAGGGGCUGCUGGGCUGGAGGUGGAGGAUCUUCAUGAAAAACAUACUAAAACAAGCCCAGAGGAACUAAGAGAGAUCAUGGCAUCUAUACUUGAAGAAUACACUAGUCAAGAAAAUUGGUAUUUGGUUACCUGUAUGGAAGCUGAGGAAGUGGGAGAGGAGCUAAUGAUGAAGGAGUCGGGCCUCCAGGCCAUCACAUCUGGUGCACACACCCACCAAGUUGCAUCUUUUCUAGCCUUCUCAAAACCAAGUGCCACUGUUUGCUCCAUGAACAGCAACAUCUGGCAAAUAUGCAUCCAGUUGGAAGGAAUUGGCCAGUUUGCAUACGCACUAGGAAGAGACUUUCGUUUGCUCUUAAUGUCAGCCCUCUAUCCAGUACUGGAGAAGGCUGGAGACCAAACCCUACUUAUAAGUCAGGUGGCCACCAGCACCAUGGUGGACAUUUGUCAUGCUUGUGGCUACGGCUCCCUGCAGCACCUCAUCAAUCAAAAUUCAGACUAUUUAGUCAAUGGGAUCUCUUUAAAUCUGCGGCAUCUGGCGCUGCACCCUCAUACCCCAAAGGUCUUAGAAGUCAUGCUGCGGAACUCAGAUGCUAGCCUGCUUCCUUUGGUGGCAGAUGUGGUUCAAGAUGUCUUGGCCACCCUGGACCAAUUUUACGAUAAGAGAGCUGCCUCCUUUGUCAGUGUUUUGCACGCCCUGCUGGCAGCAUUAGCCCAGUGGUUCCCAGACACAGGUAAUCUCGGGCUACUCCAAGAACAAAGUUUAGGGGAAGAGGGAAGUCAUUUGCACCGAAGACCAGUGACUCUUGAGAAUAGUACCACAGCCGAAGACAUUGAACAGUUUGUGCUGAACUACCUCAAAGAGAAAGACGUAGCAGAUGGAAAUGUCUCAGAUUUUGAUAAUGAAGAAGAGGAGCAGUCAGUCCCUCCCGAAGUGGACGAGAAUGAUACCCGUCCAGAUGUGGAGCCGCCACUGCCAGUGCAGAUUCAAAUAGCCACAGACGUGAUGGAGCGCUGCAUCCACUUGUUAUCAGAUAGAAACCUGCAAAUCCGCUUGAAGGUCUUGGAUGUGCUGGAUUUGUGCGUGGUGGUUCUGCAGUCCCACAAGAACCAGCUCCUUCCCUUGGCGCAUCGGGCCUGGCCCUCACUCGUGCACCGACUUACACGGGACGCCCCCCUGGCAGUGCUCAGGGCCUUCAAGGUUUUGCGUACCCUGGGAGGCAAAUGUGGCGACUUUCUACGGAGCCGGUUCUGCAAAGAUGUCCUGCCUAAGCUGGCUGGCUCCUUAGUCACCCAGGCUCCCAUCAGCGCCAGGGCUGGACCAGUUUACUCACACACACUGGCCUUCAAGUUGCAGCUGGCUGUCUUACAGGGCCUGGGCCCCCUCUGUGAGAGACUGGACCUAGGUGAGGGUGACCUGAAUAAAGUGGCUGAUGCCUGCUUGAUUUACCUCAGCGCCAAACAGCCCGUGAAAUUACAAGAGGCUGCCAGGAGCGUCUUCCUCCACUUGAUGAAGGUAGACCCGGACUCCACCUGGCUGCUCCUGAACGAGCUGUACUGCCCCAUGCGCUUCACACCUCCCCACCCCAGCCUCCACCCCGUGCAGCUGCGCAGGGCCCCCGAGCAGCAGAACCCCUACUUGGCCAACGUGCUCCUGCUGCUCAGGGAGCUGCAGUGACCCCGCUCUGCCCUCUACAGAGGCCUCGCCCGUCCCCUGCCACCGGAGUUGGGCUGACCCAACCCGGGCCAGAGGCGGUGGCAACAGCAGAGAAGGUGGAUUGGACAGCUGAUCGAUUUAUAAAUUGAUCUAUCACACAACUGCUUAGAAAUUGGAUUGAAGGAGAGUAGCUGACUGUUAUUUAUGUUUCAUACCUUGUGUUUGCAAAUGACUUUGGCGGCUCUAAGGGUUUAGCUCCUUAGCCCCCCAUCUCUAUGUCCCUCACUGCCUCCCAGGCCACCCCCA